UAUUCUCUGAUCUGUUAGUUUACCUGCUGAUGCCACAGUGCCAAGCCUUCAUCAUCACAGAAUCGAUGGUGAAUGAAGCCCUGACCCUCCCGUGUAACUGCUCAGGAAAUUGUCCAGUGGUUCGGUGGAUUCGCUUCAUUCCUGACAAAGUUGUCAUUGUUCAGCAGAUGUGUUCAAAACAAGAGCAUUUUAACAAAAGAUUUACACUACCAGGAGAUACAAGCAGAGGAAAUUUCUCCCUGAUGAUCAGUUCAGUAGCCUACAAUGAUGCAGGCUCUUACAUGUGCAGCUGUAAUGAAAUAUCAGUGACUGAAGUAAAGCUGAAGGUUAUCAUUCCGACAGUUGUAAAAGCUUUCGAGGGGAAGAACGUCACUCUCCCGUGUUACGGAGACACUCGACAAGUCGUUAAAGAUGUAAAGUGGAAGAAAGAUGGACACGAGGUUCUGCUGUACACUCCUGCAAACAGAUGGAUGACUAAACAAAACAGAUUCACGAUGUCAGUAGAAGGCUUUCUAGACGGUGAUCUCUCUCUUCACAUCAGUCCAGUUCACCUGUCUGAUACAGGAUUAUAUCAGUGUCUCAUCCACGAUGAAUCUCAGGACGGAGAACCACGAGCUGUGUUACUGAAGGUAGAAGGGCAACAACAAUUCACAACCACCAACAGUGCUAAAGUUUCAGGAUGGUUUGUACUGCUAGGAUUCUUCAUGUCUGUAGGGAUCAACAUCAUCGUCCUGAUCAUUUAAAUUACAUGAGAAAAUGCAGAGACCAGAUUUAAUCUAAAACUGCAGGAUCUUUAGCUUUCCUGUACAUCACUGUUCUGUUGUCCUGUGUGUUUCUUUUAUCCUGUGUGUUUAUUGUCCUGUUCUCAUCUCACACUGUUGUGUAUUUGCACUUUAUGCUGCAAUCUUAUGUACUAUUACGUGUUACACCAUGAUGCAUGGUAUUUUUGUUCUAUCAUGUACUAGCUAUAUAGCUGUGAUGUGUGAAGGGACUCAUGGCUGGUGAGGCACUGACUCUUUUAAAGUCAGAUUUACAAAUAUAUGAAUUUAACUGAGUAUCUUAAAUUCACCAUUCAGGUGGCUGCUUACACGUUGAUUAAUGUUUAUUUAAUGUCUCCUGUUUUAACUUGAACUGACAUAUUAAAUGAACAGGAAACACAACAGUAUUUAAACAUCUACAAAAAGACGUAAUUAACAUUUACUUUAGUUUAAUUGUAUUCAACUUCUUCUGAAAAAGAUUUUGAAAUGCUGGAGCCACCACAAGUGUUUUAUUUCCUUUGUUUUAAACCAUAUUUAAACAUACAGGUACUGUAUAAAGAUAUGCUUUUAUGAUGAUUAUUAGAGGUACAAAAGUGACAAGAAGUUCUGUACUAAGUCUAAGCCAAAAACCGCUGAUCAAAUUAUUGAAAUGUAGAGAACAUUUAUAUUUGUGUUACAGUAUAUGAUCAUAUUUGCCUGUUGUGUUA
Messenger RNA from Tachysurus vachellii, 1465 nucleotides. RefSeq names its product CD226 antigen-like. The record is from RefSeq and is a predicted model, not a curated record. Gene Ontology annotation, cellular component: external side of plasma membrane. The transcript has 3 exons. Bases 30 to 743 code for a protein of 237 amino acids. NCBI's taxonomy places the organism in Eukaryota, Metazoa, Chordata, Actinopteri, Siluriformes, Bagridae. Gene Ontology annotation, biological process: cellular response to lipopolysaccharide; negative regulation of T cell proliferation; T cell costimulation.